AUGGCUACACAAUAUUUUGAGCAUAAACUUGAAUUAGGAAAUUUUUCUGAAACACCUCAUUUUCAAUUGAUGGAAUGGCAUCCAUCAUUGAAUAUUCUUGCUGUGGCAUCGGUUAGUGUUGGUACAAAUAUAUUCUUCUAUGGAGAAGAUGGUGAACAUGAUGAAGCUGCUCGUGUACAACAUAUGGGUAAUGCUUAUUGUAUGGCAUGGCAUCCGAUUAAAAAAACUUUAGCUAUCGGUUUUUCCAAUGGUGAAUUGAUGAUAUGGAAUGGAUCAAAUCGUCGAUUAGAAAGUGUCAUUGUUCAUAAAAGUUGUAUUACAUCGUUAACAAUUAAUGUAGAUGGAACACGAUUAUUGUCAGCUGAUCAAGAUGGUCUAAUCAUCCUUUGGAAAGCUGAUUCUUUAGCUCAAGUAUCUCAGCAAAGCGUAAUUUUACAAGUUACUGUUCCUGGUGAAUCAGUCACAUAUGUACUAAGUAAAUCGUCACCUUCAGGUCGAUCUGAUCAAGAUUAUCGAGAGUUAGCUCGAGCAGCAGUUGAAGGUGAUCAAACUGCAUUAGAUAUGCUUGCUAUGAGUACAAGUCGACAACAAUUUAGUGAACCAGCAACUUUUUAUGUUGGUACUGAUAAAGGAAAUGUCUAUAUGGUUAUUGACAAAUUACGAAAAAUAUGUUCGGCUGAUGAUGGUGUUGCACGUCUUUUACAUUCAUAUGAUUAUGAUAUGCUUAUUGUUGUCACUAAAGGAAAUAUGAUGACACAAUAUAAUCUUCAACAACUGCAAACACAAUCAGAAGUUUUAAUUCCUACAAAUUCUGGUAAAUUAUCUGGUCGACCGACAGAUUCAGAUUUUGCUUUAAUUGGUACAACUUUAUUUGCUUAUGUUACUGGUGAAUCAACAAUACGAAUGAUUGAUCUUGCUUCAUCGGAUAAUCUUCUUUUAAAAAUAAAUCCAGAAAUGGGUUAUGCUAAUAAUGAAGUUUUAAUUUCUGUAUCUUACAGUGCAAUGAAAGGAAUUAUUGCUGCGGGUACUAAUCGAGGAAAUAUUGCAUUUUGGAUUUAUAAUCCGAAUCGUCAUACAACAGAUGUGGAAAAACAUUGGAGUCUCCAACGAGCUAAACAAAUUGCCAAUGGUAUACCUGUUCGAAGUUUAAAAUAUUGUCCACAACGAAAUUGUCUUGCUGCUAAUUUGAUUUCACAAAUGUUUAUACUUACUGAUGAAAAUAUGUCAGCAGCAUAUAGAGAUCAGCUUGCAGUUGUUCAACUUAGUCCAACAGUUGUUCAUGUAGCAUUUUUUCGCUAUAGUAUUGUGAAAGAAGAAGAAUUAGAUAUGCCAUUUAAAAGUUUAUGUGUUUCUAAAAAUCAUAUUGCUGUUUGGAAUAAAAAACAAAUUCGUGUUUAUGAACUUAUUUGUGAUGCAUCAAAAUCCGAUAAUGAAAAAGUUGUUCGAAAUGAAAAAGGUUAUUUUUCUUGUUCACCAUCAAAUGUUAUCCUUUUCGAUCAACUUUUAUUUGUACAAGAAAAUGGUCGUGUUAAUGUCAUGUCGUUUCAAGGAACAUCUAGACAAACACUUACAUUUGCACAAAAUGAAGGUGAAGUAAAUACAAUUAAUUCAAAUGGAUCAUUUCUUGUUAUUGGUUCAACCAAAGGUUAUGUUAAAGUUUUUGAUAUAUCUCGACGUGAAUUACGACCAAUUGGUAAAACAUUAAAUAUAAAUGCACACACACCAUCAGUUGAUUCAAUACGUGAAAUAGCAGUUAAUUGUACAGGAACAAAAGUAACAGUUUUAACAUCACAAACAAAUUUGAAUCCGAGUAGUCGACUUUAUGUAUGGGAUGUAGAAAAAGAUGUUGUGACAUGUUUUGAUUUUAGUUCAGAGAAAUUACCGGGUACUGAAUAUGGUCGUAUUAGACCAAAAGAUAAUACGAAAAAUACACCACAAUAUCGUCGUUAUCCAUCAAAUAUUCAAUGGGAUCCAGAAGAUUCUCGAUUGAUGGCAUUAGAAAUUUAUUUACAUCAACAAAAGCUUGAUUUAAGUGCAUCAUUAAAUGGUGAUGAUAAAACUUAUGAUAUACUGUUAACAAGUAGAGGAGUUGGAGAUGGUGAUUCAAGUAUUGCCAUUAAUCAUACAAUUGCAGCACGAGAUUCAGUUGCAGCAAGUCAAGAAGAUAUGGCAGCAUCAUUAAUCGUCAGUAUGCUUUGUACAUCAGACAAUCAAAUAUUUCCAAAAGAUGCAUUUCUACGUAAUGUUUCUUAUCGACAAUUGAUUGCUAUUAAAAUUCCAUUUUAUUUCUUUGUUACACGAGAUAAACAUUCGGACUUCGAUCGACAUAUAAUUAAAUCUAAUCCAACCUUACCAACAACAAAAACUGAUUUAUUGGAUACAGCUGAUGAAAAUGUUACAAUAAAAAAUUCACGUAUUCGUAUUCAACUGCCUAAACUUGAUACAUUNAGGUAG
Rotaria sp. Silwood2 is the source of this 2454-nucleotide messenger RNA. The record is from the annotation of a GenBank genome assembly. NCBI's taxonomy places the organism in Eukaryota, Metazoa, Rotifera, Eurotatoria, Philodinida, Philodinidae.